Messenger RNA from Epinephelus moara (kelp grouper), 1019 nucleotides. Its product is annotated as H-2 class II histocompatibility antigen, A-Q alpha chain-like. Gene Ontology annotation, biological process: immune response; peptide antigen assembly with MHC class II protein complex; immunoglobulin production involved in immunoglobulin-mediated immune response. The coding region runs from base 85 to 798 and encodes 237 amino acids. Gene Ontology annotation, molecular function: MHC class II protein complex binding. The transcript is spliced from 4 exons. Gene Ontology annotation, cellular component: MHC class II protein complex; membrane. The record is from RefSeq and is a predicted model, not a curated record. NCBI's taxonomy places the organism in Eukaryota, Metazoa, Chordata, Actinopteri, Perciformes, Serranidae.
AUCUGAUUGGCUGCUUAAAGCUUGUUUGGAGCUCGUACCUCAGACAUUUUGUUGUCAGAACACAGCAACAGACUUGAAGUUAAGAUGACUCUGUUUGUGAUCCUGCUGAUCGUAUUCACCGGAGCUACAUCUGCAACAACGCCUCUCCAUGACUUCCACUACAUCUAUUCGUGCUUUCAAUCAGGGGAAGUGCGGGUGGAUGCCCUUGUUGACGGGGAUGUGGCCGCGUAUGCUGAUUUCAGCAAGGAUGAAAUGGUGAUUGCGAUACCUCACGUGCCACAGUCUGCAGAAGAGAUAACGAAAACGGCUUAUGAAUUUGCUAAAGCUAGCAUUGUUCACUGUCACAGCAUUUUAGGUAGAGCACUAAAAGCAGAUCCGGGUGCUAUUCUACGGCAAGAUGCUCCAGAUAUCUCCAUCUACACCCGGUAUGAGGAAGAGGACGGUGUGCUGAACACUCUCUUCUGUUUGGCCAAUCACUUCUACCCCCCCACCAUCAACUUCACAUGGACAAAGAACGGGGUGGAGAUCACCGAGGGGGUGCUGGACCUGCGUUACCUCCACAACAGUGACGGGACAUUCCACAGAAUUUCAACAUUGAUUUUUACCCCUCAGGAGGGAGACGUUUACUCCUGUUUGGUGGAGCAUCAAACCUUACAUCAGCCUCUCAGCAAGAGCUGGGAGCUGGAGAAGAGUCAGAGCAGUUUGAGCCCUGCAGCUUUAUUCUUCAUAGCAAGCCUCGUUUUGUGUCUGAUUGGAAUCGCGACUGGAAUCUUCUUUUUUAACAAGGAGCGAAAGUAGUGCCUUUAUAUACUACUGAGAGAGGCUCAGCCAGCAUGAAGCUAAGCACUCACAUGUUUCUAUAUAGGCUUUACUUCUUCUGUUUGUUGGCAUAUUCAAACACAGAUGCUGACGUUUAAGAGUUUUUCACUGUUUAUUUAACCCCAAACAUUCAGAGUUUCUACACCUGAAUAAUGUUAUUUAUAUUGUUUGUUGUUUAAUAAAGCGUUAAAUCAUUGUUG